Molecule: messenger RNA, 784 nt
Organism: Lotus japonicus
Lineage: Eukaryota; Viridiplantae; Streptophyta; Magnoliopsida; Fabales; Fabaceae
Exons: 1
Coding region: 59-541 (160 amino acids)
Source: RefSeq, a predicted model, not a curated record
GAGAGAGACAGAGAAUUGGGUCCCUAUUCACUGAUUCAUCCACCAACACUUCCAAGCCAUGGCGAUUUCAGGUUCAGACUCUCACUCUCAGUCUCAGUCUCAGUCUCCAUCCUCUGCUGCUGUCACCAAACCAGUCUCUCAGGUGCCUGUGGUGGUCGAGGUUGAGUCUGUCCAAUGCGACUCAUGCGGCUUCACUGAGGAAUGCACCCCUGCAUACAUCUCCCUCCUCCGCCACCGAUUCCAUGGCCACUGGCUCUGCGGCCUCUGUGCCGAGGCUGUCAAGGACGAGGUCACGCGAUCGCAGAAGCUGAUCACCAUGGAGGAAGCCGUGGAGCGCCACAUCAGUUUCUGCAGGGAGUUCCGAUCAUCCUCAUUGUCUCCCAAAACAGAGCACCCGAUUUUUGUCAUGGGAAGGAUCCUUCGCCGGAGUUUGGACUCGCCGCGGCAUCUCCGAUCAAGCUCGAGUGGAGCGCUCAAUGUUGGUAGGGUUCGUGGUUCGUCUCUGCUCCGAUCAGAGAGUUGCUUCCCAUCCAUUGGUUAAUGCAGGUCUUAUGAUUUUCUCUGUGUAUGUGAUGAUGAUAGAUUGAUAGGUGGUGAAAUCUAUAGCAAGAGGCUCUCUAACAUUUGAAUUUUCUGUUUUGAUGAUGCAUGGAUAGAUGUGAAUUGUUGAUGAUGACUUAACUGUUAGUUGUGUUGUUAAUAGAGCUAAACUUGUAGAUUUCUUAUGAAACUCUGAAUUAUUGUUGUUCAAUCUGUCUCAUAAUUUUGCCUUAUAUGUUGUUGA